UGGGGACCGGAAGGUCGGUGCGUUGCUGAGGGAGAGCGCCGAGUUAGGCCUCGGGGUUCUGCUGGAGUAUUUUCCGUCACUUAUCUUUAUGACAUAGUUUGUUUUAAAAUUAUCACCAAACGCAACCUGAGAUCUUAAAGCAAGCCACAAUGUCUGCUCAGGCUCAAAUGAGAGCGAUGUUGGACCAGUUGAUGGGCACCUCCAGGGACGGAGAUGCAACACGACAGCGUGUGAAAUUCUCAGAUGAUAGAGUUUGCAAGAGUCAUCUUCUUGGUUGCUGUCCACAUGAUAUUCUUUCUGGAACGCGCAUGGACCUGGGAGAAUGCACAAAGAUUCAUGACCUCGCACUGAGAGCCGACUAUGAAAUUGCUGCAAAGGAAAGAGAUUUAUUCUUUGAGCUGGAUGCCAUGGAACAUCUUGAAAGUUUUAUCGUUGACUGUGACAGAAGAACAGACAUUGCGAAGAAACGAUUGACAGAAACACAAGAAGAAAUAAGCGCUGAAGUAGCUGCUAAG
This is a messenger RNA of Rhincodon typus (whale shark), 515 nucleotides long. RefSeq names its product putative RNA-binding protein Luc7-like 1. The transcript is spliced from 4 exons. The annotation marks the transcript as partial. Gene Ontology annotation, molecular function: mRNA binding. Gene Ontology annotation, cellular component: U1 snRNP; U2-type prespliceosome. Gene Ontology annotation, biological process: mRNA splice site recognition. Lineage: Eukaryota; Metazoa; Chordata; Chondrichthyes; Orectolobiformes; Rhincodontidae. The record is from RefSeq and is a predicted model, not a curated record.